GCUCGGAGCAAAGGGGCGGGACGUGCAGGUGCGUGCUGUUUAAAAAGCUUCUGGGAACUCAUCGCGAAGCACAUGAUCGAGACCGGUCCUCCAGAGAUGCGAGGCAAGGCUUACACUUGAUCAAGCAAAACAAACAAGUGCGUGGAAAAACGACAGGCGAGGAUAACAGAGGCCCAAAGCAUCUGGAUUAUAUUUCAACAACCGGUCCACAAAUGAGCAACAGAUGAACUUCAUGAGGUCCUGUCAUCUGAUGAAAGAGUCAUCUGAUGAAAGAGUGACCAAUUUAUCCUCCUCUUGUUGCACUCUAUCUAGGGGCCAGUGAGGCUGAAGAGGCAUCCCUUCAGCCCGCCUCACCUUGUCACCAUUUCCUCUCAGAGUUGGUCCCCCAAAAGGUUUCAAAAUGUUUCUCCAACGCUUUUUCCAGAAACUCAGACUGUUUUCCAAAGCAGAAGCAGCACAGCCCUCCCAGACUGAGGUGAUGGGAAGCGUGCGAGCCAGCCGCUACAGCAUUGUGUCAUCAGAGGAGGACGGCAUGAAGCUUGCCACUAUGGCAGUACCAAACGGCUACGGGAAUGGCAAGGGCAAGGUGCAAACUAGGCACCAGCCGCAAAGCAGAUUUGUAAAGAAAGAUGGUCACUGCAAUGUGCAGUUCAUCAACAUGAGCGAGAAAGGUCAGCGGUACUUGGCUGACAUCUUCACUACGUGCGUGGACAUCCGCUGGAGGUGGAUGUUCAUCAUCUUCUGCCUCGCCUUCCUCCUGUCGUGGCUGUUCUUCGGCUACAUCUUCUGGCUGGUAGCCAUCUUCCACGGGGACUUGGAAAGUAACUCUACAAAGUGCGUCUCCAACGUGAGCAGCUUCACCGCCGCCUUCCUGUUCUCCUUUGAGACUCAAACUACUAUCGGCUACGGUUACAGAUACGUAACAGACGAGUGCCCCGUCGCUGUCUUCGUGGUGGUUUUCCAAAGCAUUGUGGGCUGCAUUAUUGACGCCUUUAUCAUCGGCGCUGUCAUGGCAAAGAUGGCAAAACCCAAGAAGAGGAAUGAAACGUUGGUUUUCAGCCAUAAUGCCACCGUGGCCUUGAGGGACAACAAACUCUGCCUGAUGUGGCGUGUGGGGAACUUAAGGAAGAGCCACCUGGUGGAGGCACAUGUGCGCGCGCUACUUCUAAAGUCCCGGACAACGGCGGAGGGGGAGUACAUCCCCCUGGACCAGAUGGACAUAGAUGUGGGCUUCGACAGUGGAGUCGACCGCAUCUUCCUGGUUUCGCCCAUCACCAUUGUCCACGAGAUCAACAAGGACAGCCCCUUCUACAACAUGAGCAAACAGGACCUUGAGAACACUGAGUUUGAAAUCGUGGUCAUCCUGGAGGGCAUGGUUGAGGCGACUGCCAUGACCACACAGUGCCGCAGCUCAUACGUCUCCAGCGAGAUCCUCUGGGGCCAUAGGUUCGAGCCAGUGCUCUUUGAGGAGAAGAACUACUACAAGGUGGACUACUCACGCUUCCAUAAGACAUACGAGGUGCCCAGCACCCCUCUGUGCAGCAUGAGAGACUUUGCAGAGAAAAAAUACAUUCUCACAAACUCUAAUUCCUUCUGCUACGAAAACGAGAUGGCGCUAGAGAACAAAGAGGACACUGAUGAGGGGAACGGGGGCAGCGUUGGGCCCGACGGCACCCAGACAGACAAUAUCUCAGAGACUGAACACAGCCAAGCCACGGUGCCGCUGGAGCCCCGGCCUCUGAGGCGAGAAUCAGAAAUAUGAGUGUUCAGACCUCAUAUGAGGGAUUUUCUAAAAUCAACUCUCUGCUCUGAAAGGCACGCCGAGCUGGGCCUUGGGUAGAGGGCAAGUCGAACGGUACUGCUGUGGGAAGCGGCGAAGGGUUAGGACUUUGUGUGUAAGAGUCUGCUUGAACUUUGACUACAUACAGUAUGACAAAACACAGCACUAUGAAACAUGUGCAUAUCGCAAAGAACAAUUCUCAAUUAAGUCUCAGUGUCUGCUGACUGCAAGGUGACAGGCAGGAAGGAAGUUGUUGAAAUGACUUGAAAAUUGCAGGCAUGUCUCAGUUUCUCUGUCCGGCAUGAACAAGAUGUUUCAGAAAGGUGGUUUUUUAUAGUUAGGAUAUUUUUAAGUGCUGCUAGUGUUACGGUUUUGUAUUUAUGUUUUCAUUUUCCACCUUUGUUUUGAAAUGUUUUCCUCCUUGUGUCUUCU
Trematomus bernacchii (emerald rockcod) is the source of this 2212-nucleotide messenger RNA. Its product is annotated as inward rectifier potassium channel 2-like. The transcript has 2 exons. Gene Ontology annotation, biological process: potassium ion import across plasma membrane; regulation of monoatomic ion transmembrane transport. NCBI's taxonomy places the organism in Eukaryota, Metazoa, Chordata, Actinopteri, Perciformes, Nototheniidae. The record is from RefSeq and is a predicted model, not a curated record. Gene Ontology annotation, molecular function: inward rectifier potassium channel activity. The coding region runs from base 401 to 1762 and encodes 453 amino acids. Gene Ontology annotation, cellular component: plasma membrane.